Molecule: messenger RNA, 1119 nt
Organism: Melopsittacus undulatus (budgerigar)
Lineage: Eukaryota; Metazoa; Chordata; Aves; Psittaciformes; Psittaculidae
Gene: ANAPC10
Product: anaphase promoting complex subunit 10
Exons: 5
Coding region: 398-955 (185 amino acids)
Biological process (GO): protein K11-linked ubiquitination; anaphase-promoting complex-dependent catabolic process
Cellular component (GO): anaphase-promoting complex
Source: RefSeq, a predicted model, not a curated record
UACACGAGAGGUGUGCCCGCUGCCCGGCUCCCCGCCCUCUUUCUGGGGCACUCAGUGUGAGGUCACCGGGCCGUUACGGGAGCACCUCGAAGCGGAAAGCCUUUAGCACCGCCUCUCCUUACCGGGUGCACGCGGGCAGCGGCGGGCUGGCCCCGCCCCUUUUCUCUCACAGCCCGCCCACUUCCCGCCUCUCUCUUUCAAACCGGGCUCGCGCGGCGGCGUGUGGGGCUUUGCGCGUGCGCGGGGGCAUGUCGGCUCCGUUGGCGGGCCCGGGGCCUCGGGCCUGAGGGACGGCGGCGGAGGUGGUAGACCCGAGUGCGGGGAUACGAGUGGCGGCGACGGACCCGCUGUCCUCUCGCCGCCCCUCCGCCCGCUACAGUGGCUGCGAGGAUCAGAAAUGACAACCCCAAACAAGACGCCACCUGGUGCUGAUCCAAAGCAGUUAGAGAGGACUGGUACCGUUAGAGAAAUAGGCUCACAAGCAGUUUGGUCUCUUUCAUCCUGUAAGCCAGGAUUUGGAGUGGAUCAGUUACGAGAUGAUAAUCUAGAAACUUACUGGCAGUCAGAUGGUUCACAGCCUCAUUUGGUGAACAUCCAAUUUAGAAGAAAAACAACAGUGAAGACUUUAUGUAUUUAUGCAGACUACAAAUCUGAUGAAAGUUACACUCCAAGCAAAAUCUCUGUCAGAGUAGGAAAUAAUUUUCAUAAUCUCCAGGAAAUCCGGCAACUUGAAUUAGUGGAACCAAGCGGCUGGAUUCAUGUUCCUUUAACAGAUACUCAUAAGAAGCCCAUUCGCACGUUUAUGAUUCAGAUUGCUGUUCUAGCUAAUCACCAAAAUGGAAGAGACACUCACAUGAGACAAAUCAAAGUGUAUACCCCAGUGGAAGAGAGCUCUAUUGGUAAAUUUCCUCGAUGUACAACGAUUGAUUUCAUGAUGUAUCGCUCCAUAAGAUAAGAUUUCUAAAUGAGAAAUAAUAAAAGCAUUUUUUUGGUGGGCAGUAUCAUUGCUUAAGUAUUCAGGUACUUAAAGAGCAGGUUUUACUUCAGUGUAAUUAUAUCUUUAUGUUUAUACUUUGUACAGUUUUGAAAUAAAUAUAAUAAAUGCUACAGUAUAUUGUA